GGCAGUGUGCUCAGUGACUGGAAUCUAGGUGGGGCGCUCCCCUCCCCAGGAGCUUUUCUGCUGAUUAAGAAGCUGGGAGCUUAUUCACUCACUUCUCAGACGCACCGGCACAGCCUAGGAAGUCACCUGGAGGAAGACCGUGUCUGCCACGCUUGCUCGCUCGCCCGCCCGCCCGCCCGAAGGUGGUCUGCACAAGAUGAUCCGGUGCGGCCUGGCCUGUUGGAGGUGCCGAUGGCUUCUGCCGCUGCUCCUGGGCUUAGCCAUCAUCCUGGGCAUAAUUGCACUGUCCGGCCGGGGAUGGUUAGAGUCCGCGGAAGCACCUUAUGUGCGCCAGGCUUCUUUGUGGUGGGACUGCGCCAAGCUAACUCCUGAUGACUUGAACUGGAAAUGCAGCUCCCUCAUGGAAUACAGUUGGGGUAGAGCUGCUGCUGCCACAUACCUGGUUGGCUUCAUUAUCCUGUGCAUCUGUUUUUGCCUAGCAGUCAUAGCAUUUUCCAUUGAAAUACUGCGGUUUAACUUUGUUAGAGGAAUCGGAGGCUUGCUCUUCGUUGCUGCUGCUUUCCAGAUAAUAGGCUUGGUUAUCUAUCCAGUGAUGUUCACCGAAGAGAUUCCAUUAACAGGAAGUAACAUGUUCAGUUGGGCCUAUGGCUUUGGUUGGGCAAGCACUAUUAUUGCAAUAGGUUGUGCAUUCUUUUUCUGCUGUCUUCCCAACUGGGAAGAUGAAGUUCUGGGUAACAUAAAACCCUACAUAUACAAUGGUGGCUUGCAACAUGUUUGAUGCGGAAUUAAUGGAAAAUAUUGUUUUGAGUAAAUAAAGCAAUUCUGUGUUUGCUUAAUAGGAAAAAAAUCAGUAAUUACAUUGCCAUAUUCUCAUCUGAAUUACUAAUUUUGUUCUAAUAAAGCCACAAACCCCACAGUUUCUUUUUCAUUUCCAUUUCCAUACCCAUUUUUGGAUCUGGCUGCUGUUGCAUUACCUAGAAGGAAUUGCAUUUUGUAGCUUCCCUUUCAUUAAUAACAAUGGUUUUCCCCAGGAGACAAAGGUAUUGGUGUACUUUGCUCCUAUAUGCUGAUGUUUUACAGAGUACAUUGAUAAAUAAGCAUAAUAUCUUUAAUCCUUUUUACAGUGCAAGACCAGUGAACAUUUUAGAUUUGUUAAGUCCAGUGGAAGCUGGUGGUUUCAAUGUCAGUAGGGUGGUAGCACCCUGGAUAACUCCUUAAAAGUUCAAAAUAAAAUCCAGGGUGGAUACACCACACCAGUGACACUGGGGCCGCCAGUCAUUGCACAGGUCUGUUAUCCAUAAAGCCACUUUGGAGUGGAUUUUGGAAGAACUAAACUCAGAUAAGCAAUAUAUAUGAGCGCGCGUCUGAAAAAGCACAGAAUAAGCACAUGUAGAUUCACAUGCAAGCUUUUAAGCACGGUUUCCUCUCAAAUCCUAUUAUUUUCAGUGUGGCACAAUAGAGCAAUGCUUGGGGAACUGCAACCAAUAUGCUUACUGUGCUCAACCAGUUAGUGCUUAUUGUAAAGUAAAUCCAAAGUAGUAAAGCAUUUUGUAAGGACAUAUAUAACAUACAUUGAUAAUCUGUAGGUUUUGGUCAUUAUUAAUUCUCCUCUAGUUGUUAACAUUUUCAAACACUGUAACAUACUCUCUAUUUUUUUAACCACUAAGAAAUGUUAAAUGGUGUUUUCAGAGCACUCUGAUUUUAAUGUUGCAAGUGCUAAUAGGCAGCAUUUAAGAAAAACCACUUUGAACAGAAUCUUAACAAAACUAUGACUAGAAACUUUGAUUGGAAUAUGGUUUACAUUAAAAUAUUUUAGCAUAUGAAAGCUACAGUUAUGGCUAAUAUUUGUAUUAAAAUGUGUUACUUAGAGUUUAGUUUGUCAAAUAUUUCUUGUUUUAUAACUUUGUGUAGGGCUUUUUAUUUUUGGCAGUUGCAGAAAUCUUGUAUAUUGAAAUUUAGUGUGCAAACCUAUGCAAGUUAAACAGAAGAAAUACUCUGUACGUCUCAGAAUCCUCCAACUAGCAUGGUCAACCAGGGAAUUGAGAAGUGUAAAAUGCAUAGAAUUUUGCCCCUUAUGCAUUUACACAAGAUUAUUUUAUGUGUUUAUAAUUCUUAUUGUCCAAAGGAAUCCAGGUGCUCUUACAUUAUUUGAUUAAUAAAGUAUUGUAAAUUUCUCACACAAAUGCUGAUUUCAGUAGUUUUGUAUGUGUUAUACAUGGUGUUGGAUUGUGGCCAAACUGUAUAUUAAACUGUAUAUUAAACCCUUAAAACAUACUGUAGAACUGUUUGGGCCAAUUGUCACAACAAUAUACAACCAUUUUUCAAGAUGUUUGAAAUAUCUGUUGUGAUUUGUAAAUGUUUGUACUUAACAAAGCCCUGAAAAACCUCUGAGGAUGCAGUCCCAUACCCACUAACCUAGAAAUACACCUUAUUUAAAUCAAAGGUGCUAAUUUCUGAAUGAGCACAUACAGGAUUACACUUUAAAGAGAGUAAGAAGUAGUAAAUGGAAGAAACAUUUUCAAAGAAAAGACGUCUUUCCAAGGAGGGCGGGAAUUAGCAUGGCUGAUUUGACAGUGCAUCGAGUAUCAUUUUCUUGUAACUCCUACAGAAGCCUAUAAACCUCACCCUUGAAAAUACACACCACUAUUUUGCCAUGUGACUAGCACAGAGAAAGUUUAACUCCUGCUAAUUUCUAGAUACUUCAUUUAAUGAUAAGCUUACACCAUGUACCUCCAAGGACAAAUCAGCGUUUGCUUGAUUCUAGACCACCACAAGACCAACAUGAGUGGGGCUUAGUAAAAGCAUCUCAAAAGAUGAAUCCACAUUGUUACCAGCUUCUAGAUGCUUGCAUGUAUAACCCCCUUCAGCCCUAGCCAAGGGAGCUAAUAGUGAGAGAUGAUGGGCCCUGUGGUCCCCUAGAUGUCCUGGUCUACAAGUUGACCAACCCUGGGCUAGUGACUUGGCACAGACAAAAAUAAGCAUUUACAGACUUUUCCUUGUUGGCAGCUAAGUACACGAAGAAGUGUUUGAGUCAAAGAUCUUGUUCUGUUUGGUAAAGGAUCAAAAACUAGCCUCCUGAGGGAAUUUUGCCAAAUAUUAUAUAUGUAUCAACACACACAGCCCAUCUAGAACAGUUCCUCUGCAAAUUCAAUUGGAGGCUAGAAAUUAGCAUAAGUCUUAUAGUUGCAAAUUCCUAUGGCUUUUUCAUCAAUCGACUUAACAUGGCAGAUGUUUAUGUAAUUGGGCUGUAAUUUUAGAGACAGGAGAAUAUUGUCAUUAUACAACAUUCUACAACAAUUAUCCUUCUGAAUCACAAACUUCUCCCCUCACUUGAAGACCCCCAUUUUGAACAAAAAUUUUACAUAACACAUAAUUCUGUAAAAGAAACACAUGUUUUUAGCCUGUAGGGCAUUGGGAUAUUUUUAGGCCACAGAAUUUGAUGAGUUGGUACAGAAUGAUGGGUAUGAUGAUGCUUAAUAACUUUUUUUUAGAUGUUGAAGAACAAGCAAUUACCAGUGUAGGAAUUACUAACCCUGUAUUUACUUGUACCAAAUUAUGGAGGUUUUAAAAUAAUGUAUGAAUAAUUAAAUAAAGACAUUUUAUAAAUUCAUGUGGGACUGCUUUAUUCAGCAACUACAUACAUUUCU
Varanus komodoensis (Komodo dragon) is the source of this 3647-nucleotide messenger RNA. It is a transcript of the gene PERP, whose product is annotated as p53 apoptosis effector related to PMP22. The transcript has 3 exons. Gene Ontology annotation, cellular component: cell-cell junction; membrane. The record is from RefSeq and is a predicted model, not a curated record. The coding region runs from base 197 to 778 and encodes 193 amino acids. NCBI's taxonomy places the organism in Eukaryota, Metazoa, Chordata, Lepidosauria, Squamata, Varanidae. Gene Ontology annotation, biological process: cell-cell adhesion.